AUGAACGUAAAAAUAAUUAAUUUCCUUUUCACGAAAAUUGCUGCGUUUGCCUUUGUGUUAAGUAUUUGGAAUUUUUCCUAUGAGACAUUUAGCUUCACUAAUCAGCAUAAUGGAAGAAGAAUCAGACAGAACGGCAUACUAUUAGGUGCUGGAACAAGGAGGUUGCUCUUUGGGGAAUGCAACGUAGUAAAAGAAACAGACGAUAUUUUUUUAAAAGGAAGGACUGUAAAAAUAUUAAAGAAAGAUAGUAAUGAAAUUUCCAGUCGCUUAGAUGCUUUAAUAAAAGAUGAAAAUUUUAGAAACCAAUCAAAAUUUUGGACACACUAUAACCAUGCACAAAGGACCCCUAAUGCAUUAAUGCGCGAUGAUCGUUCUCAAAGUGUACUUAGCCUUUCAAGUUUUGGUGAAAAUUUUAAAAUACCAUUAUAUGAAUUAAAACGAAGUAUCUCUGAAGAUAGCAUAUUUCCUGAUUCAGGAGUGUAUAAUUCUUUCCAAAGUAUCAACCAUAUAUCGAAUGACAGUCUUGACAGCUGUGGGCUAGGUGUACUGAAAAAUGAAAAAUGCCUUACAAUGAUAGAUGCUAUAAGUGAACAAAAAGAAUUCGAGAAGUUAAUACAGGAGCAUAGAUUCAAGAAAAUUAUCGAACCUGGCAUAUAUGGAUUUUUAAAGAAAAUUGAUAGAAAAGUCGAGUCAGAAAUGUUAAAUAUCAUGAAGGGGGAUUUUGGUUAUGAUAAUAAUAAGGCAGACAGAGCUAUAUGCAAAAAUCGAUAUAAAAAAUUGCUUAAGUAUAUAAAAAAAUAUAGAAUAUUUUUACCUCUUAUAGUUUUUGGUGCGAUUGCUAUAGUACUUAUGCCAUAUGUAUUAUUUUGUAAUAUUCUGAUUUUUACUACUACAUCUUCAUUUUCACUCUUUCAUUUAUAUAUGGUAUCAUUGGCAUCAUCUUUUUUCUUGAGCAUUUACUACCAGAAUAAAUAUGAAAAAUGCAGUAAAAUUAUAGGACGUUUUUUAAAAUAUAGGAAAGAUCCUAGUUUAAAAAAAAAAAUUCCACCAGCAAUAUAUUUUUCUUAG
Plasmodium knowlesi strain H is the source of this 1068-nucleotide messenger RNA. Its product is annotated as Plasmodium exported protein, unknown function. NCBI's taxonomy places the organism in Eukaryota, Apicomplexa, Aconoidasida, Haemosporida, Plasmodiidae. The transcript has 2 exons. Bases 1 to 1068 code for a protein of 355 amino acids. The record is from RefSeq and is a predicted model, not a curated record.